Messenger RNA from Entrophospora sp. SA101, 591 nucleotides. Lineage: Eukaryota; Fungi; Glomeromycota; Glomeromycetes; Entrophosporales; Entrophosporaceae. The record is from the annotation of a GenBank genome assembly.
AUGAAUGAUCAAAAAAAUAAUAUUUUUGCUUCGACCCGUUCUACUUACACGUCUGAUAUUGACACUUCUGGCGGAAAUGCUUCGACUACCGAUUUAAAUAAUAUUAAUAAUGAUCCUUUUGUAAUUUUAACUCGUUCUCAAUUUUUACUUUCGCCUCAACCUGAAUUUUCACAUUCUCAAUUUUUACACGGACAACAUUUAUUUGUUGAAACACAACAGCCUCAACCUUUUUUUACGCUAAAUCCUCAUCCAAGCCAUCAUCAGAAUGAGCCCAUUACUCCUCAACAAAAUAAUCAAGCUAAUACAAUUAAUAGUAACAUGAGUAAUAUGAAUAACAUGAAUAAUAUUGUUGAUAAUUUUGUCACUAAUACUUUUGAUUUAUAUCCAAUCGGACUACUACCACCACAACAGCAGAUCCAAUAUCCGCCAUCACUGCCGCAUUCUCAAACUACACAACAGCAAAGAGAACUUACGGCUUCGAAUUCUCAAGUAAGCUAUUAUAAUCACCAUCGAAAUGGACUGAUUAAUCCUCAAUCAAGUGAUCAAACACAAUUUGAUACACUUGCUGAAGCAGGCGUAUUAACUGAUUGA